Chelmon rostratus (copperband butterflyfish) is the source of this 4502-nucleotide messenger RNA. It is a transcript of the gene uspl1, whose product is annotated as ubiquitin specific peptidase like 1. The coding region runs from base 168 to 3758 and encodes 1196 amino acids. Gene Ontology annotation, biological process: Cajal body organization; protein desumoylation. The record is from RefSeq and is a predicted model, not a curated record. Gene Ontology annotation, cellular component: Cajal body. Lineage: Eukaryota; Metazoa; Chordata; Actinopteri; Chaetodontiformes; Chaetodontidae. Gene Ontology annotation, molecular function: SUMO binding. The transcript has 9 exons.
GAACGUUUCUAAUACGAUCUGCAACGGGGAUGCACAUGGACCUUCUCCGCAGGCAGGAAUUGACAAAUACAGUUCUGUGUUGAUGGAUUUCGCCAAAUUGCAUUGUAAUAUGAAAUGUAAUUUAAAUUUUAUAUUGCUCCUUUGGAGGUGAGCCAGGUUGCAGUGACAUGGCAAUAUUUUUUGAAUGGCACCGGACAGCUAUGGACCAAAAGAGCAGGAGUGGUUUGCCAAUGACUGGUGAAGACACUGGUUUGGGGGCUUUGGCCUCACCACUGGCGGGGUAUUUGGGAAAAGUUCAGGAAAGAGCUGCUUCGCUGGAGUAUUGUCCCUGGUGUACAUCAAAGGGCUUGACUUAUGCUCUGCGCUCUUACCGCAUCAACCUGCAAGAGUCCAUCACCCUCUGCACAAACCCACAGUGCCUUUUCCCUCUGGUCAGCCGGUCCUUGGAGGAUGUUUUGGCCAGCUUGCAUCCUGUGGAACCCACUAUUGGGAAAAAACGAAAGAAUGCCGUGGCACUGGAAAGGGAAGAGUCGAUUAAACCUGCACACAAACAUCUGCGAUUAAGUGAACUUGAUUGUCUUGGCCCACAAAGUAUUUCUGACACACAUAGCAGCCAAGCAGAGCAUGUUGCUGCAAAUAUUGUCAGUCAUGGCCAACAUGCAGCACCCAAGACAGAUGGUGAAAAGGUAAAUGGAUACCACAGGGAUUCUCCAGUUGCAGAGAAAACAGGAUGGGAUUCAUCACAAGAUGAGCAUGCUGUACUGGACAAUGAACCAAACCAUGCUGCAUGUGUGGAUGGAUUUGUCCCUCCUACAUGCUCAGUCUCAGCUGGACAUCUGCACUGCUCAUCAGAUGCCCUGUCGACAGCUGAUGGAGUUGUGUCUGCAUGCUCUCCUCCCUGCGGUGCUCUUGGUAUAUCAGAGGUAGAGGAUGACUUCAGGCAGGUGAAAAGUCCUCCUGAAGCACUGAACAGAAGCUGCAGUCGGGGCUCCAGUCAGUCCUUUUCCCCAGAUGAGAGCAUUCGUUCAACUGAAAUCGAUACUCGAUCGCCUCAGCACAACGAGCAAAUAGCAAGGACGGGACAGAAAUCACUGGCUGCAGAUGUCACCAUAUGUAAGGACAGACAAGGCAUUAAAUCAGAAACCGAGGAUUUGUCCUCUACAGCAAUAACAGAGUCGGAGGUGCUUGUACCUGUUCCGAAUCGGCUUUUCUGGAGGAACAGCAAAAACCUGUGCUGGCUGGACUCACUACUUGUUGCUUUGGUAAACUGUAAAAACUUGAGGAAGUGUCAACCUAAAGAUGAGCAUCAGCAGAGGUCCAUCUGGCGGCUGAUGAAAGCAUAUGAAGACAUUUGUGCUGCCAUCCAAGUCCAUCAACAGCCUGGCAGAGAUGGCGUUGUGAGGGUGCCAAAUUGUGUGCUGCAAAAGGCCAAUGCUGACCUACAGAGUCUCAGGAUGUCAGUCUUCAAACUACUGCAGCCCAAGCUGCAUUGCAAACUUGGCCAGAGGGAAACUCCGGUGUUUGCCUUGCCGCUUCUGCUUACCAUGGACUCCUGUGUGGAGCCUCUCUUCCAGUCGACCUUUAACUGGGAGUUCAAGUGCAACGAAUGCAAAAGUGCCUCACAAGAAAGGGUUACGAAGACUCUUCCCACCUCCACAAAUAUCUCUCCUGACUGGCAUCCACUUCACGCAGUUCACUCGGCGCCGUGCAAUGUGUGCCGCAAGAAGAAUCAGACGAGGACUAUGGUGCUGGAGAGAGUGCCUCCAGUGUUUGUGAUGCACUUUGUGGAGGGGCUUCCUGAUAAUGAUGUCAGAAUCUACACCUUCACCUUCGAGGGGAAACGCUACUCUGUCACCACUGUCAUACAGUACAAGCAGGAACUGAGGCACUUUGUCACCUGGAUUUGUAAUUGUGACGGAACAUGGCUGGAAUAUGACGACUUGAAGUAUCCUGACUGUGAGACCCAUCAACAGCUUCCGAUCCCAGCAGAGGAGAUCCAUGUUGUCUUUUGGGAGGAGGAGGAGGAGGGUAAAGAGCCUCCAGCCUGCUCUCCAUCCAGCACUUUCGCAGAAUCUCGCCCAUCUAAAAAGGAGAUGAUCUCCAAUCCAGGUGACAAAGCCUUGAUAGUGGAUGCGCUGCCGGCUCCCACUCUGGAUCACUCUCUCCUCGCCUCUCACAAUGACAGCGACAUCGUGAGUGCACUCUCUACAGCCGAAGACCACAGCAACAUCAGGGACACGACAGUCACAGCCGACUUUGAUACGUCGAUAGGUUCCACAACGCUGCUCGAUGCAUUCGAGGGCCUCUCCCAUAAUGACAUCGUUACGCUUACUCUGGUGGAAUUAAAACCAGAUUCAGAAAUGCAACCUGGAAACAACAAUGAACAAAUUCAGGAUCUGAGUGUUCCCAGUGGGAAUGAAAUGCUUGACUCUACACCGGAUAGCUCCUCUGCAGUAAUAGGUAGUGAAAUGCCUCCCAGUCCUGUUAUUGAGCUGCCCACCACUUCCAACGCAUCUGAACCCGAGGAUUGCUCACCUAGUGAACUUAAACCUGUGCCUGCUGCAAGGGGAGGAAGAGGACGAGGGAGAGGGAGAGGAAUUGGCAGAAGCCAAACCAGACAGAUGAGUAAGAAAGCAGCCUCGUCCAAAGCUGUUCCACCAAUUUCACCAGCUGCCUCUUCGGAGCCCUCCAAAGUAAUCAGUAACACACCUGCGAGUGCCAUUGCUUCUCCAGAUAAUGCACCACCUGUUGAAAGUGCACAGCAAGCCUCCCCCGUGUCCUCUACCGAUACGUCGCCCUUGUCCACCAGUCAAAAAAGUCCCACAAUGCUGCCAACAGUGCAUCAGAAUAGCUGCUGGUCCUUCCUGCUCAGUAAACACCCACUACACCAAGUUCAAAAGCCGAUUGAUAAACGCGCCCCCACCCCGGCCAUGCAAGUAAAACCCAAUCCUCCCACUCACUCUACCCCCAACCCUGUGAGGAGACAGCAGGUUCCUGCAGGACUCUUCCCUAAACCUCAGCUAAAGACAGAGGAGAGUGAGGGUCUCCCGCCAAAAGCUGCAGAAAUGUACAAUGCAUUUGGCGCCAAGAGUUCAAGCAUCUCGAGUCAGCCGCUCCAGUCCAAUGCACUCCUCAGUGCCAAAUCAAAGCUGUGUCCACCCAUAACUUCCAACCACCAGAAGUUACUAAUGAACACCACAGUGCCGUCCGGUACAUCACUUCCUGUGCCGGGAGCAAAGGGGCUGCUUGAAAUAUCCUCCUCAAAGAGGCGCAGCAGCCAGUCCUCGAAGGUUCCUCCAGGUCUCAGCGACACUGAGGCCCUCAGGUACAAGCUGAUAAAGAAGCUGAAGGCAAAGAAGAAGAAGCUCGCUAAGCUGAAUGAAAUGUUGAGUCAUCAGGGAGGAGCCAGCCUCCAACCGGACACCACUUACCUGGGCUCUCCCAACACUGUCACCUCCAGUACCUAUGAUGGCUCCAUCUGCGACGACUUCCUCUCAGACCUGCUCUCACCGGCAACCACAGCCAGCAACCUCUCACCGGACAGCACGGGCUUCCUCGAGAUGCUCACUAACGGGCAAGAUGGAGUGAACCAGUUGGAGUGCGGGCUCAGCGCGGCCGGUGCAGCGCCACAGUUGAACACUUGUAUGAACGAGCCCAACACCGACAACUUCCUCGACAACUUCCUCUCGCAGGCUGUGGCUCAGAGGCCGACUGAGAUGGAGACAGAGGCACUAAGCGCACUUGAACUUUUCGUCUAAGCUGUGGGGGCUAAUGACAUUAGCCUUGGCUUGGUAUCAUGAAAAAAAUAUGCAAAAUGCACCUGUUUACACCUCAUCAAUCACUCAGAAGUGUUGGUCCUCAGCCUAUUGCACAUAAAGAUGCAAGUUGUGAAAGUGGUGAAAUCCCUGGGUGUAUUAACUGGAUGUUGCUUUUCUUUUACGUGUGCGUGUAUGUGAAGUAAUGCAGACAGCAUGUUGUACCAUGCAUAACAUUUGUAAGCCGCUUCUUGAACUUUUUUCUGCGAGUUUGGUAUUGUGUUAAGUCUGACUACUUACUUUGAAGUUUAAAUAUUGUAUGUCACUGGGUUGUAUGAAGCUAGCAUAUUGACAGUCAGAGCUGUUUGUUUGCUCUGUUUCGUUGUUACUUGAAAAUUCUCAUUUUUUUGCGUCAUUUAAUAAAUACUGUAAAUGACUCUUGUGUUUGUUGUGCAAAAUGUUGGAAUUAUUCUAGAAUUUAAGAAAAUGUUUGUGCAGUUUUGCUAAAAUAAUGUUCGAAGGGGAAUAACAAGUUUCAUUUUAUAAAAUAUUGAAGUCCCUGUAAAUGUUUUUACUCAUUCCAGUACCCAAUCAUUUGUGUGUCACAAUUAGUAAUUAGAUACCAAUUAAAGAAAAGUUAAGGUGGCCUGAGACUGUAGCUUACUUUUUAGCUCAAGAGCAAAACUGUGCCGAUUAUGACAUGUUGUAGCAUAAAGAUGAAUAGAAAAAUUAAUUGAAUUUGCAGUC